AGACUGUGAGGAGCCCUUCAGUGUGGCACGUACAUAGUGUUGAAUACGGUCUCUGUCACUAAUUUGAUGGAGCAUGCUUCCUUGCCUAAGGAGUAGAGUCGUGGAUUGUCACGCCGGAGACCUGGGUUCGAUUCCUGUCGAGGCGCUCAAUGUCUCAUGUCGCUAGUUCGAGUCCAGCGCGGGCACAUUACUCCUUCAUCUACGGAUUUGGUGUCGUUGACCACUCCAGAAUAAUCCCCGCUGACCUGACAACCAAAGCCUAUCUUCAUAUUGAUUAGAGUUACCUCCCCUCUACCAAGUUGGCGUUUGGCGGGAAUACAAAUCAAGAUAUAAACAAACAGACGUGGUGAAGAUAGAAAUGCUACGACAAAGCCUAAAUGAAGUACAGCAUGAAAGAAGCUGCCUAGAGAACAAGCUUCAUGAACAGCGAGCCAAGAGAAGAGGAUUGGAGCAGGAACUGGAAAAAACCAAGGUCAAAUUAGCACAAAUGAAAGAUCUACACACUAAAAGGACAGAAAUUUCAAAGGUUCUCCAUCAUAAAGUUGGCCAGUUCCAGACAUUAGCUAACAGUAUUGAAGAAGAAAAUCAAACUAGACGAAAAACCAUUGCGGAGAAAAAUGGACAAAUAGCAUCUCUGAAGGAGAAUCAGUUAGAGGAGAUAAAAACAUUUGAAGAAAACUUGGCAGUCAUUGCAGACAAACUGGUUGCUGCUAGAAAAUUCUAUGAUGAUGGCAAUCUAAGCCAGGAAAUAUCAGCAAUUGAGGAAAGAAAACUGCAAAUGGAAAGUAAAGCUGCAGAUUUCUAUCAAGAAAUGAUGGCACUGCAAUCAAGUUUUGAGGAAAUAAAACUUGAAGCAAAAACUCAGGAAGAUCACUUCAAUGACAGCGGGAUUGACAUGGAUACAAAGAAAACAAUCAAGUCACUGUUCCAAGUUGAACAUGAGCUAGCCUCCUCAGCACUACAGAAGGCUGAAGUAGACCUACAGGAAGACAAGGAAUCGCUUGAUAAACUCAAAGUGUAAUUUUACUGUAAAACAUGAAAAACUAUUGACCGAAAUAUUCCGAACAAUAUCUAUUAUUAUUUAUUUAAAAACUAUUUAAAUGUGUGAUCAAAUUUACCAUAGUCAAAUUUCACAACUUGUAAUAUUAAAGAUAUUUGUAACAGGAAGAAUUGUUAAGUGGAUGAUUUCUCACUGUAUAUAUAACAAAGGAAAAGCUAUUACAUAUUAAUCACUGAAGUAUUUGUUGUUUUGUUAAACUUGCAUUUAAUUUGUUGUUUCCAAUAAAUGAGUUAUUGAUGAAUUUUUAUUGCACAAGCUUUUUUAUGGCAUCA
Pecten maximus is the source of this 1332-nucleotide messenger RNA. RefSeq lists its product as uncharacterized. The record is from RefSeq and is a predicted model, not a curated record. Bases 359 to 1021 code for a protein of 220 amino acids. Lineage: Eukaryota; Metazoa; Mollusca; Bivalvia; Pectinida; Pectinidae. Gene Ontology annotation, biological process: synaptonemal complex assembly. The transcript is spliced from 10 exons. Gene Ontology annotation, cellular component: synaptonemal complex.